Messenger RNA from Venturia canescens, 1803 nucleotides. Its product is annotated as sodium-coupled monocarboxylate transporter 1-like. Gene Ontology annotation, biological process: transmembrane transport; sodium ion transport. Gene Ontology annotation, cellular component: membrane. Lineage: Eukaryota; Metazoa; Arthropoda; Insecta; Hymenoptera; Ichneumonidae. Bases 23 to 1621 code for a protein of 532 amino acids. The record is from RefSeq and is a predicted model, not a curated record. The transcript has 7 exons. Gene Ontology annotation, molecular function: symporter activity.
UGUUGCUGCUCGGGGGAAAACCAUGAACUCUUUUCCUGUCGCCAUGAGUCUUCUCGCGAGUCACGUUUCGGGGGUCACGUUACUCGGCGUUCCUUCGGAGGUCUAUCAGUACGGAUCCCAAUACGCCGCCUGCAUUUUCACAGCGACGAUCACGAGCGCUUUAACAAUCUACAUAUUUCUUCCGGUAUUUUAUAAGCUUCAGCUGCCGAGUAUUUUCGAGUAUCUGGAGAUCCGGUUUGCUCGACCAGUGAGAAUACUCUCGUCACUGUUUUACAUCGUUUCUUUAUUUAUCUACAUACCGAUCGUCGUUUACGUGCCCGCUAUCUGUUUUUCACAAGUCACCAAAUUCGACGUCCACGCUCUCGUUCCCAUACUCUGCCUUGUUUGCAUCGUUUAUACGAGUAUCGGCGGAUUGAAAGCUGUCGUUUGGACCGACACGAUACAAUUCAGUGUCACGAUCGGAGGUCUCUUGGCCGUACUUUUUUUGGGCAUCCAAUCGGCCGGCGGAAUUUCUAAUGUCUGGCGCAUUGCCGAGGAGGGCGAACGGCUCGUUUUUUUCAACAUGGACCCGAGUCCAUUUUUAAGGAACAGUUUUUGGAUGAUGACUUUUGGAGCGACGGCUAAUUGGGUGGCGCACGUGGGAAUCGGUCAAGGAUCCGUGCAGAGAUUUUUGGCCGUUCCAACGCAGAGACAAGCGAAAUUGUCAAUGGUCAUCACCAUGGCAGGCCAAAUAAUGGUGAAGUUCGUAACGGUCUUGACCGGACUCAUAAUAUACGCCAAGUAUCACGACUGUGACCCUCUGCUCACAAAGGUUGUCAAGAGGAGCGACCAAGCGCUGCCGUAUUACGUGAUGGACGUGGCAGGAAACAUUCCGGGUCUUCCGGGGCUUUUUUUAGCGGGUCUAGUGAGUGCAGCCUUGUCGACGAUGAGUGCAUCACUGAACACGGUGUCGGGAAGUAUCUACGAGGAUUUCAUAGAGCCGUGGGUGGCUGAGAGUGAAGCAAAGGAGGCAAAAGCAGCGAAAAUAAUGAAAGUAACGGUGGUCGUAGCAGGGCUAAUAGCAGGAGCGAUGGUCUACGUUGUCGAGCACAUGGGCACGGUUUUUCGAAUGGCGCACAGCAUGAGGAGCGUCGUCGACGGUCCCUUGCUGGGUCUUUUCAUUUUGGGCAUGAUGGUCCCCUGGGUCAGAGCGAGAGGGGCGAUGAUCGGUGGCUGCGUUUCUCUCGUCACGAUGGCCUGGCUCGUCGGCCGUACGCAGUGGUACAUCGCCCAUGGAAAACUGCAUCACGCUCCCUUGCCGACGUCGAUCGACGGCUGCCCUUAUCCGUUGAACGAGACUGUUUUACCCACGGCGAUUCCUUCCGAGCCUGAGGACGAGCCCGCCCUCGUUUAUCAAAUAUCCUUCAUGUAUUACUUCGUAAUCGGCUCCUCGGUCACCGUCAUCGUUGCGCUCGUGAGCAGCGCUCUCCUCGGAGAAAUUGAUCUCAGUGCCAUCGAUCCCGACCACAUCACACCCGCGGUUAGAAUAUUUUUACCCAAACAAAUUUACGAUCAGGUCCCAAUGGGCGAGACGAAAAAUGAAAUUACUAUUUCUGACAGCAAAGAAAAGCAGGAACGUUGAUCGAGGAGUCGUUUGAAUCGAAUUCGAGGCCGAUUAUAGAAAGGCUGCUCAUUCGAUGAAAAUACGUUUUUCGACUGGGGCUCACCUCGUUUCGAGCAAACGAGAAUAUAUAUGAGGAACAACGAAUGUACAAAUGUUGUUUUUAAUUCAGGGUUUUUUGUACUUUGAUCGUUACGAAAUGA